Messenger RNA from Closterium sp. NIES-67, 4126 nucleotides. The record is from the annotation of a GenBank genome assembly. Lineage: Eukaryota; Viridiplantae; Streptophyta; Zygnematophyceae; Desmidiales; Closteriaceae.
GUAACAGCUGCAAAUUGGUUGGGAACAACCAAGCUAGGUUGGCAAGGGUGGCCAACUUGGAUGGAUUGGUUGGGAAGGGACAAAGGUCAAAGAGAAGAUGAAUGAGAGAGGAGGAGAUGCUAAUGGAAGAGGAGCUGUACCUGAGAAGACAAGUGAGCCGCCGCCAUCAAAGGUUGAAGCUUUGGAUGGCUCCAACUAUGAGGAAUGGAGCGGACGGAUGAGGAGUGCCUUCAAACGCUACAAGCUACUGAAGAUUGCUGUUGGGGAAGAGAAGAUGCCGGAAGAAGGCGAAGCACGGCGCAGCAGAGGAAGAGGGGGUUGGAAAGGCCGAGGCCGUGGGAGGAGCUUUGGCAGAGGUAGAGGCCGAGGUGACUAUAAUGAGGGGCAUGGGAGCUCCAGUGGCAGGGGGAGUACCAGAAUGGAGGGCACCUGCUGGUACUGCAAGAAGGUCGGGCAUCCUUGGUUCAAGUGCUUCAGCAGGCCGGAGGGAUGGUCACCUCCAGGCAUGAAGCCGCCAAGUGGUGAACGCGCACAAGGUGGCGCUGUGCAAGGCUCAGGUGCACAAGGUGAAGGUGCACAAGGUAAUGCCUAUCCUGGUUUGUUUGUUAUGGUUGAGGAUGUGCAUGGGCAUGAGGGUGAUGUGGGAUCUGUGGGAAAGGUUGUGAUGCACCCUCUCACGCACUGGGUGAUUGAUUCGGGUUGCACCAGUCACAUGACCCCACGGGCAGAUUUGCUUGAUGAGGUAAAACCCCCUGGGAAGAACAAGUAUGUGGCAGCAGCGUCAGGUGCUUUGCUCCCUGUGAUUGGCGUUGGGAAUGCCAAGGUUAAGGGAGCUAAUGGGGAGCUUGUGGGGCUUGGGAAUGUUCUGCUGGUUAAAGGCUUGUCUGCUAACCUUCUCUCUGUGCGGCGACUGCAGAAGAGUAAGGCCGAAGUGACCUUUGGACCAACCAACUGCCGUGCUAAGCUUGGGAAGAAGGUGCUGUGGAGUCUGGAAGAGGAGACCAGCUGCAUCAAGGACCUGUGGCAGCUGCCCAUCAUCCCAUGGAAUGGGAAGACUCCAACAGCAGCAACGGCAGCAGCGGCAAAGGCAACAGCAGGAGGAGAUGCAACUGCACCAACUGAUGGGGUCCUGGAAGCAGUCAAGAAAGUGCACCAGCAGCAGACACAUAGUGAGGUGCUUGCUGGUGUGGAUGCGAGUGCGGCAUGGGCUAAGGCUUCAUCAAGGAGUGGAGAGGCCGAUUGGGAGACAUGGCAUGAGAGGUUGUGUCAUGUGAACUUCCCUAUGCUGCAGAAGUUGGUGAAGAAUGGGAGCCUGAAGGGCUUGGAGGUGAAAGGGGAAGUGAAGGAGAUUGGGAGCUGCCCUACAUGCUUGGAGACCAAGUUCUCCAAGUUCCCCUUCAACAGUGCUACAGGACCAGCCAAGACCCCACUUGCACUUGUGCACAUGGAUGUGGUGGGGCCCACAAGAGCCCCUUCCCUCUCAGGUAGCCGCUAUUUCUUGACAAUUGUGGAUGACCACACUCGGGCAGUGUGGGUUUACCCUUUGAAGAGCAAGGGGGAGGUGGCAGCGGCUGUCCUUAAGGAGUGGAUGCCGAGAGCUCAGAGGGAAUGCGGAUACAAGGUGAAGGUGAUCCGUAGUGACAAUGGUGGGGAGUUCAUUGGAGCUGAUUUUGAGGGGGAGUUGAAGAGGAAGGGGAUCCAGCAUCAACUGACAGUGCCCUACAACCCGCAGCAGAAUGGCGUGGCUGAGAGAUUCAACAGGACCCUGCAGGAGGGGGCACGCACUCUCCUUGGGCGUGCAGGGCUGCCUGAUCCGUUUUGGGUGUCUGCACUGAGGCAGGUCGCCCUUGUGAAGAACAGGGUGCUGGCUACAGUUGGGGAUAAGGAGUGGAUCCCAUAUACCAAGUGGUAUGGGAGUGCUCCAGCUGUGAACAUGCUGAGGGCAUUUGGGUGCAUGGUGGUGUUUCAUGUGCCUACGGAGAAAAGGGGGAAAUUGGAGGCUUCUGGAAGAUGGGGUGUGCACUUGGGGAUUGCAAAGGAUCACAAGGGGUGGCUGCUAUGGGACUUGACCACCCAGAAGCUGACAGUGUCAAGGGAUGUGAAGUUUCUUGAGUCCCUGUACUACAAGGAAUGGAAGCAGCAGCAACAGAAGCUUCCAUCUACACCGCUCAUUGUGGAGGCAGAUGAGGUGCAGCAGCCUUCAAGACAGGUGGAGGUUGCAGUGUCAGAGGAGGAGAUGUCUGGGGUGACUGAGGAAGGGGGAGCAGCUGAAGUGGAGCAGCAACAGCAACAUGAGUCUCCACCUCGAGUUCCACAGCCGCCUGAGCGACCUAGGAGGGAUGUGCGCCCUCCUGUGAGGCUGACCUAUGGGGGAAGAGGCAAGCCAAAUGUGGUGCAGGCUGGGAGUGUGGUUGAGCAGAUUGAGGAAGAUGAGAUCGCUCACUGCUACUGGGCACCAAUCCCUGAGCCCAAGACUCGAGAAGAGGCCUUGAAUGGACCAAAUGGGGAGAAGUGGAAGGCGAGUGAGGAUGAGGAGUUCGGGUCCCUGAUUGAAAACGAGACAUGGGACCUGUGUGACUUGCCUCCUGGGAAGAAGGCAAUCACUUCCAAGAUGAUCUACAGGCACAAGUAUGGACCUGAAGGGGAGCUGACCCGCUACAAGUCUAGGCUUGUGGCAAGGGGGUUUCAGCAGACAAAGGGGAAGGACUAUGAUGAGGUGUUUGCUCCUGUGGGGAAAGGAACAACAUUGAGGGUGCUAUUGGCGAUGGCUGCACUCCUGGGAUGGAAGAUACGGCAGAUGGACAUUGUGACUGCCUUUCUGAAUGGGAUCAUUCUGGAGGAGGUGUACAUGAAGCAGCCAGAGGGGCUGGAUGAUGGGAGCGGCAGGGUCUGCAGGCUGAAGAAGGCCAUCUAUGGCCUUAAGCAGGCGCCUCGUGCAUGGUAUCACAAGUUGGAGGAGGCGCUGUUGGCUGGGGGUUUCAAGAAGAGUGAGUGUGACCCCAGCCUGUUCCUGCUGCAGGAGAAGGAUGAAAUCCUCAUGCUCUUGGUGUACGUGGAUGAUAUCCUUCUCUUUUCUGCAUCAACUGCUUUGUUGGACAGCGCAGAGCAGAUGCUGGAGAUGCAGUUCAAGUGCUCCAAGAUGGGUGAGGUGAAGUACUACCUGGGGAUGCAUGUGGAGAGAGAUGUGGAGAAGGGUGUGCUGAGGUUGCACCAGAGGAAGUACUGUGAGGGGCUGGCUGAGAAGUAUGGGCUGCAAGAUGGGGGAAAGCCAGCAACACCACUACCUUCAGGGUUUACUGUGGAGCCAUGUGCUGAUGAGGAGGUAGUGGAUGAGAGUGACAGGAAGCUGUUUCAUUCGAUGGUUGGGUCACUAAAUUAUGCUGCAAAUCAUACACGGCCUGACAUUGCAUUUGCUACAUCACGGUUAGCUAGUGUGGUCUCACGCCCUAGUCAUGAGCAGCUGGAAGCGGCCAAGAGGUUGGUCCGCUAUGUGAGUGCUACGGCAUCAGUGGGAUUGGAGUACAGUGGAGUGAGGCAGCGGUUGCAGAGAGGUGCUGCAGAUGUGAAGAGUGGAAAGAUGCUCUUGAGUUGCUAUACUGACGCUAGCUUCAACUCAGUGAAAGCGGAUGGCACCAGCAUUGGGGGUUAUGUGUGCUUGCUAGGAGGUGGUGCUGUGAGCUGGCGCAGCAAGAAGCAGAAUGAGGAGAAGCCGACAGUUGUGUUUUGUGACAAUGAGUCCGCUGUGAAGCUCGCCAAGAAUGCUUGUCUGCAUGGGCUGACAAAACACAUAAGGCCUAAGUGGCAUUGGGUGAGGAGAAUCCUUGAUAAGGAGGUGCGGCUGGAGAUAGUGAAGACCCAUCAGCAGGCAGCAGAUAUUUUCACUAAGCGUCUGGCGGAGGCGGAUCAUUGGAAAGGCAUGAAGCUUGCUGGAAUGAGUGUGCAUUGAGUAUGCAUGCUUGAGAUGUUGGUAUGGUGGUUGAUGGUUGGCAGCCAGAGGGGGAGAUUGUUGUGUGAUGUCAUCAUAUGCUAUCACAUUCUGUCUGCCUCCCAUCCCAUGUUUUUUCAACUUGCAUGUGUGGUUUGAAUGUGCAAGCAUUUGUGUGUGGUGUGUUCUGGAGUUUGGGAA